AUGCGAUGUAUUCCACCAAUUUGUUCUGGCCUCUCUACCAAGGGUGAACCUCUGUGCUCCUUCUCCUUGUCAGCCACCCCAUUUCGACAUCGAUCCUCCUUCCUUUCUUCAUCAUUAGAAUAUCGGUGCUUCAUUGUGUGUGGGUCCUCGUUCGCGACUUUUUCGUUCCGAUACGGUAUCUCCACCACUUUAUUUGAGAGCUGCGGUGACUCGGAAAUCUCCUCCAGUCGUUGAAUAACGUCCCCUGCUUCACCAGCUUUCUCUUCCCGUAUUGUCUGCAGCUCAACAUCGUCCAUAUCAACAGAAUUCUUACGGCGCCGUGGUAUCUUGUGGUGCAAGCCUAGAGCGGUUACUUUUCGCUUGAGAUUAUCCAUACCUUCUUCAAUUAUAGAAUGCUCUUUCUCUUUCAGUUCUGGCUGAAUAGGAAUAUCCUCCGGCAUCUUUCGUAUCCUUAAGCUGGCAGUUGUAACUAAUCCUUUUCUAAGUUUGUCCGCAUUAUGAGUCCUGCCAAACAUUAGUUCGUCACGUUUUUCCUUAGAAAGAGGGUUUUCAAGAAGAGAAUUCCGAAUAGCACUGGUAACCAGGAUCACUUCCGCGAGAAUCUCAUACUGAGCACGUUGAUGCAUCGAAUCAAUCGCACGUAGUGCCAAGUCAGGUGCUCCGUUGAACAAUGCCAUGUAUACGCCAGUGAGCAACUCCAGAAGUAAUGCACUAUUUACAUGUUGACGAGGUUUCUUUGAAUGAUCUUCCAGCACUUCGCACAUAUGUUCGGCCUCCAUCACUUUACUGGCGAAAUUCGUUUCAGGGAAUGUGAAACCACUUUCGCAAAUGGAAAGUGUAGCCAAACAGACAUGUCUUGAUACAACAUCUGAUGAGAGGUAAACCAAGCUGCCAUUGACCGACUUCAUUAGGCGAGUCAAUAUGAGGAACUUCGAUUCAGAAGUGAAUUCUUCAAUGGUAGGGUAAGGCCCAACACGUACGGUAGUCAGAACCGACGGUGCGUUCCCAGGCUUCAUUAUUGUAACUUCCGGUAACGCAUUGAUUUUGCUGGGGUCAUGAUAUAUACUUGGAUAUCGAAUAGAUGGAAUGCGAAUCUCUUCAACCUUUUUCGUCAGAACGUCGGACUGAGGACCGCCUUCUAGGAUUUCUUCAUUGUAGACGGCAAGAAAGAAGAUUUCAAACACAGCUAUACUUUUCUGUUGCUUCUUAGACAAUGCAUAAAGAUAUGUGCCGAUGAAAGACGGUAUGAAUUGUAACGCAUAUUGUCUAAGGAUGCCUCCUUUGUAGUAAAGAGCCAGUAUUUGCGCUACUAACGGUUGCACUAAAUCCACGUCUCUGUAGUUAACGGUGAUAUAGUUAGCCAACAGCAUUGUGUUGUUAGCCCACUUGGCAAGAAACUUUUUUGCGACCUCCACAUCGUCUCUUCCACCCAGGCGUAUGGUCGUUCUCGAUAAUUCCGUAAGAAAAUCUUGCAGUUGUUCACCAUUCAUUAUUUCUAGUUCUUCAUGCUUUAAGUCUCCAAUUCGCUUCAAUUAA
Molecule: messenger RNA, 1536 nt
Organism: Haemonchus placei
Lineage: Eukaryota; Metazoa; Nematoda; Chromadorea; Rhabditida; Trichostrongylidae
Source: the annotation of a GenBank genome assembly